Molecule: messenger RNA, 1474 nt
Organism: Podarcis raffonei (Aeolian wall lizard)
Lineage: Eukaryota; Metazoa; Chordata; Lepidosauria; Squamata; Lacertidae
Product: T-cell surface glycoprotein CD3 epsilon chain
Exons: 6
Coding region: 902-1456 (184 amino acids)
Biological process (GO): positive thymic T cell selection; cell surface receptor signaling pathway
Cellular component (GO): membrane; external side of plasma membrane; alpha-beta T cell receptor complex
Molecular function (GO): transmembrane signaling receptor activity
Source: RefSeq, a predicted model, not a curated record
GUCUGAAAUAGUACAGGAGAGCAAUCCUGAAACCAUUUUGGGUCUCCCAAAUUGACCUCAAAUAUUUCUCUGCGAGGAGGAAGGAAAUGGGCAAAGCUUUCCAAUUGUCUUUGGAGUUUCCAAUUGUCUUUUUACACCUCCCUGCAAAUACAGUCUGUUAAGCUGAGCAAACUAUCAAUAUCCGUAAGAGAUUCAGGAACUAAAGCAUUUUCCAUCUCAAAGGAAUGGCCAGGCCACCCAGAAAAGGCAAUCAAGUAAAGUCAUUAUCAGGAAUCCUGGCAGGAGAGAAGCAAUCCUCUCAGAUUUCUGCUGGAGACCACCUCCUUCUGUGAUGGUGUAUAUAUGAUGUUUUGGGGGAUGGUCUUGGGCUACAGGGUGGGCAAUUUCAAAAGUUUAUAGGGGCUUGCGCACCAUUGUUCUGGGUCUCUCCUACCUUCUUGCAAGGAAGGGAAGGAACUGUUGCAAAAGAAAAAUAAAGAUCUGCCUUGCUUUCUAUGAAUCUUGCCUCCAUCCAUUCAUCUCUGACUGAUCAUGGACUGAUCAGUCCCUUGGGGAGUUGGGAAGCAAAAGGCAAACCCCCUGUUUUUUCUAAAACACCUGCAAUAAAUAAACAAACCUUGGGGUGAGUUCCCUCAACUUUUUUCCAGAAAAAAAAGCACUGGCAAAAAAUCCCCACACUUUGAACAGUUUUAUCAUGUUAUCUUAUGUUUUGUUCUCUUUUUUGCAAGAUCACACACCACCAGAGGUCCUCCUGCAGCCCUCUCAGCAACAGCCCUAACAGGCUCGGCUGCUGGACUACAACUCCCAACAUCCCUUGCAGCAGGAGUAAACAAGGUGGCAUGAAUUGGAUGGGAGAAGUCUAAUUAAGCAAGAGCCAGGAGAUAGCUGGAAACGGAGAAGGAUGCACCUGGGAGUCUGUCUCGCAGCCUUGGGUCUUGUCCUCCCUUUGUCCUCAUCCUCUGAAUCACACCAAGUGGGCAUCUCUGGGCGCCGUGUGACUGUCACUUGCCCUCUACAAAAUGCCAAUUGGAAAUUGGUCAGUAAAAAGAAUGGAAAUUAUAAUGUCACCGAAGAAAAUGAAAUCUUGACGAUUGAAGCCAUGAACAACAUGGAAGUGGUCAAGGGUGACUUCACCUGUCAGAAUGGCACGGCAUCCCACAAGAUUUAUCUGCAAAUCAAAGCCUGUGAUGACUGCGUGGACCUGAGCAUCGGACUGGUGGCCGGCAUUGUCGUUGCUGACCUGCUCAUUACCCUGGGGAUCAUGUUCCUGGUCUACUACUGCAGCAGCAAGAAGCCUGCCAACAGCUUUGGUGGGGGGGCCGCAGGGGGAGGCGCCCGCGGACGGACACGAGGCCAAAAGGUGGACCGCCCCCCACCUGUCCCAAACCCAGACUAUGAGCCCAUCCGGAAAGGCCAGCGGGAGGUGUAUGCUGGGCUGGAGCCCAGGGCCUUCUGAGACAUACCACAGUCUCUG